This is a messenger RNA of Drosophila rhopaloa, 3572 nucleotides long. RefSeq lists its product as uncharacterized. NCBI's taxonomy places the organism in Eukaryota, Metazoa, Arthropoda, Insecta, Diptera, Drosophilidae. Gene Ontology annotation, molecular function: protein dimerization activity; DNA-binding transcription factor activity, RNA polymerase II-specific; RNA polymerase II cis-regulatory region sequence-specific DNA binding. The transcript has 9 exons. The record is from RefSeq and is a predicted model, not a curated record. Gene Ontology annotation, biological process: regulation of transcription by RNA polymerase II. Gene Ontology annotation, cellular component: nucleus. Bases 617 to 3184 code for a protein of 855 amino acids.
AAUUUGUAUCUUACCACUUAAAAAAUUUAAAAUUUGUUCUCCGCAUAAACUAUAAAUCAUAACAUUUCUAGAAACUUAUAUGUAAGUUAUUAUGAGGGAUUUUUAUCUCACCCUGUUUAAUCUAUAUACAUAAAUGUACAUAUGUGUAUGCUGAAAGGUAUAUUUAAAUGUACUCCGUAUAAAAUAAGCUUGCACACAUAUGAAUUUUGUUGUUUACUGUUAUAAAUGCAAAGUAUUUGGUAUUUGUAUUAAAUGAAUACAAAAUUGCGAGGUGGUAUGUAUUUAGCAGUAUUUUUCGCUCAACGAUUAAGUUAGAAAGUUGUCAAUGAAACUAUAGGACGAACAUACUUUUUUUCUAUAUUUAUUUUUAGAGUUUGAAAAAUAACUAAUGCCUGCAUAUGCCAUUUAUUUAAGUUCUUACUUAUGUACCGCACAUUGUCUUAGAGAGCGAGCUAUAACUAGAUCCAAAUUUAUGGAACCUUAUAUUUUUCGCAUCAUUAGUGUAUAUUAUUUUGCGAAAGCAUGCGUACAACAGGCCCUGUUUUCACAUUUUCUAGCUAGAUCCAAGAUCAAGGUCUUUGUAAUAGUCUGAACAAUUUCUUAAUUGUUAAAAAAAAUGUUUUCCUACUGGAGCAGAAAGAGUAUUCCAAGCAAAAUUGAGGAAAAAAAAGAUGAAACAUUGUUGUCAAGCCAAAAUAUUUUAGCAACAGAAGUAAGAAUGGACAAGGAAAAGAUGGUACCGUCAACUACAGAUAAGCACGUCCUGGAAUUUCAAGAUUUUCUAAGGCGUGUUCAGACCUUACAGAUGUCACAUAUUGAAACUAGUGAAAAUGAAGAUUUAGUAGUCAAUCAGCCCAAUAUGUGCAGUUUGAUGGCUAUUGAAGUCGGCGAGGAACCUCCGACCACGUCUGAAACUGAUAAUAUUGAUGUUGUAUAUCCGUUAUCGGUACCGCGAUCAAGUGAUUGUGAAUAUAUGCCUAUGGCUACAACAAAUAUUCGGGUGACAGUUGGUAUUGACAAAGAUUUAGAAAUGAUUCUUGAAAUGGAUCCGAGUAUUGUUGAUUUAGGUGAAAUUGGCAUUGCCGAAACAAGAGAGCCGCGCAUUGUGGGUUUACCUCCACUUUCGGGUGGACCGACAUUCAAAACUGCCACUCCUACUUCACGGACGCAACUGAAACUUCAGUUACAACGGGAACAACAUCAACAACAACAACAAAUGAUCAUACAGCAACAGACACUGGAUUCGCCAGACCCAAAAAUGCAUCUAUUGUUUGGCAGUGGACAGGGAUCCAUGGAAUCUGAAUUCAUCGACAGCGGUAGUACGAGUGCUUGUGGCAGUGGGUCAUCUAGUUUAGAACAAAUGUCACAAUUAGUGCAAAUGGAUAAUUUAAUUGAUUCGUCAACUGGAGUUAAACUUAAAGUUCCUCUUCAAAGUAUUGGCGUAGAUGUGCCACCCCAAGUGCUGCAGGUCAGUACAGUUCUUGAAAACCCGACUAGGUAUCACGUUAUUCAAAAGCAAAAGAAUCAAGUAAGACAAUAUCUUAGCGAAUCAUUUAAGCCCUCUAUUUGGGGCUGUCAUAACAGCGAAAUGAAACUGACAAAUAACUCUGCGUCGACUGGGAAUCUUCAGAGUUCAUCCUUAGAGAAAAGCGUCAGCGUUCCGUUGGGUCGUACUAACAGUUUUGCGUGUGACACAGCUGCUACUGCCAAAAUAUCAAUGCAUUCCGAUGACAUAAUGACAAUUUCACAUUUUGGUGACAAUUUUCAAGGAAGUGAUAACAUAAAUCCCAAUGACCCAAUUUUAUUGGGACGUAUAAACCAAAUUUCUGGAGAAUCAGUUGUUUCACAAAAAAACACCCAGUUGGGAUUUGCUAAAGCUAAUUCAAGUCAAAGUUCUUCUGCCAUGCGUGCAUCUUCAGGAAUUAUUAACUCAAUAAGGCUUUGCAGUACAACAAGCUCGUUGCAGUCUACUUCAGCACCCAUUUCGCCAAGUUUAAGCUCGGUUGCAACAAGUGCUUCGGAGCUACCGUCUUUUGACAGCGAUCCAGAUGACCUUUUCGAUGAUAUAUUGCAAAAUGAUUCGUUUAACUUUGAUAAGAACUUCAAUUCGGAGCUUUCAAUUAAGCAGGAGCCUCAAAAUUUAACUGAUGCUGAAAUAAAUGCCUUGGCAAAAGACAGGCAAAAGAAGGAUAACCACAAUAUGAUUGAGCGUAGGCGACGUUUUAAUAUUAAUGACAGGAUCAAAGAGCUUGGUACUCUUUUGCCAAAAGGCAGUGAUGCCUUUUACGAAGUUGUUCGAGAUAUUCGUCCAAACAAAGGGACAAUCUUGAAGUCCUCUGUAGACUAUAUAAAAUGCUUGAAACAUGAGGUGACGCGGUUAAGACAAAAUGAGUGUCGUCAACGUCAAGUGGAGUUGCAAAAUCGAAAACUAGUUUCUCGAAUAAGGGAAUUGGAAUUACAGGCGAAGUCAAACGGAAUUUCUAUAUCAGACUACCAUUUAACAUCUGUAUCAGCGCCUUCUCAAGCUAACGCAUAUCUUAAAAGUACAAGUCUGUCGCCAUCCGUUUCUCGAAGCCGUCGAUCAGUUUUUGACCUACCCGUUGAAAAAAAAGUACAAGUUAUACACAGUAGUGAUGUCAAUAUGGGAAUGAAUCAGAUCGAUGAACUCAUGGAGGAUUGCAAGCACCCAGUACAAGGCGGGGACCCGAUGUUGUCUUCACAUAGCCACAUGCAAUCUGCACCGCAAUCGCCGUCUGCAAAUCAAUUGAAUUGUGAAAGUUUUGAACCAAAGAAAGUCUCGGAAGCUGAAUCAGGUCUUUUUAGGGACAAGUCUAGUUUAGGAGCAGAUGAUUGUUGCAGUAUAAAUUGUAGUACUUCUUGCUAUAUUCAGCACCAUUUACCUACACACGAGGGUCAUCCAAAUCAUUGCCACCAUCCCAGUAUACGUGAUAUCCAUGGCUUAUCUGACUCAGUUCAAAGCUCUGAGUUUAGUAGGCUUGAUCAUUGCGAUAGCAAUCCACUACUGUCAUCUUCCCAUAGAUCACUUGGUACAGUAGACGAAGAUCAGCAUAGUUCAGUUGAUAUAUCUGCGGUUAUGAUAAACGACUCACUUUCCUCAUUAGUAGAUGACAGAAACAGUGAGCCCAUGCUUCUUACUUCUGACACGUUAGAUAUUGACUUGUAAAUUAACAAAAUGUGUAGAAACUGAGUGUAGUUUUUAUUUUAAAAUAUUUGAGGUAGUAAGGCUUAGGCUCAAAUUCUUAAGGUUCAAUAUAGUCCAAUAAAUGUGUUGAAAUUCUAAAUACUGUACUCUCUCAGUGGUAUUACGCAUCCAAUUUUAAGAUAAAACCUUCAAGAAUAUAUUAUUAUCGGUAUUUUAAAAUUUUAUAAAUUUUAUUAGUAAUUAUGUUUUUAACAAAUGUAUAAUUGUUAUCUUACCUUAAAUGUUAUUUAUGAUUAUUCUAACCGACAAAACCUAUAGUAUAUUCGUUACUUAAGUUUUAAUAAUAGGAAACUUGUGGACUGUGAGGAAACAAAUAAAAAUAUAAAUACUUAACGUCAAAAAAUACAAA